AUGGUGCACGCGCACUCGACAAGGGUGCACGCGCACUCGGCAAGGUGCACGCGCACUCGGCAAGGUGCACGCGCACUCGGCAAGGUGCACGCGCACUCGGCAAGGUGCACGCGCACUCGGCAAGGUGCACGCGCACUCGACAAGGUGCACGCGCACUCGACAAGGUGCACGCGCACUCGGCAAGGGUGCACGCGCACUCGACCCUGUUGUGCCUUGUUGAUGUCCCUAGCGCAUGCCUAUGUACUCGCUUAA
Verticillium dahliae VdLs.17 is the source of this 252-nucleotide messenger RNA. RefSeq lists its product as uncharacterized. Bases 1 to 252 code for a protein of 83 amino acids. The transcript is spliced from 2 exons. The record is from RefSeq and is a predicted model, not a curated record. Lineage: Eukaryota; Fungi; Ascomycota; Sordariomycetes; Glomerellales; Plectosphaerellaceae.